AUGCUUUCUUGCCCACCGGCACGGAUACGGUCGACAACAAUCAGAUAUAUCCGCAGAAAUCAAAGGAGGCAGGAAAGGCUAUUUUCGACAAGCACAAAUACCAAUGUCGAUUUUACACACGCGAUAAUCGGCGGCGGCAUCGUCGGCCUCUCCAUCGCCCGCCACCUCUCCCUCACCCGCCCAAACACCACCACCAUCCUGCUCGAACGCCACCCUGCCCUCGGCACAGAAACAACCAGCCGCAACUCCGAAGUCAUCCACGCAGGCCUCUACUACCCACCCUCCUCGCUGAAGACCCGACUCUGCAUCCGCGGCAAACACCUCCUCUACGAUCUCUGCGCCUCCCCCGCCCACAACAUCCCCCACCGCCGCACCGGGAAAUGGAUCCUGGCGCAGGAUGCGGAGCAGUUGGACCGCCUACAGCGCAUGCACGAGCAUGCGGCGCGCCUGGGGGUGCCUACGCGGUUUUUGGCCAGGGGGGAGAUAGCCCGGCGAGAGCCGGAUGUAAGGGCGCGGGCGGGGGUGUUGGAGAGUCCCAGCACAGGGAUUGUGGAUAGCCAUGCGCUGAUGGCGUGUUUGCACGCUGAGUUUGAGGGGGCCGGCGGUGACGUUGCGCUUUGGACGGCUGUGAGUCGGAUCGAGAAGGUGGGGGUGGGCGGGGGGUAUAGGAUCUAUACGCGCUCUGCUGGGACGGGGAGAGAGGCAAGAGACAGUGCGAGGGGAGGGGAAGGAGAGGGGGAUGAGGAUGAAGCUGUGAUUACGGCGGAGGCGCUUAUCAAUGCCGCUGGCCACAACGCCUGCGCUAUUUCGAAUAUGCUCCUGCCAUCUGACCGCCACGUCCGGCCAGCAUACGCAAAGGGGACAUAUUUCUCCUACUCCGCAUCCAGCCCCAAGCCGCGCACCCUGCUUUACCCGGCUCCCAAGCCAGGGCUGGGCGGAUUGGGCACGCAUCUCACGCUAGAUAUGACGGGCCAAGUACGUUUCGGUCCGGAUGUGGAGUGGGUUGAUGGACCAGAGGAUCUGGUGCCGCGCCUGGGGAGGCUCGAGGAUGCUGUAAGGGAAAUUCAGGAGUAUUUGCCUGGUGUGCGGCCAGAGGCGAUUGGGUUGGAUUAUUGUGGGGUUAGGCCGAAGUUGGCUGUGAAGGAGGGUGAGGAUAGGGGCGCGUUUAGGGAUUUUGUGAUUAGGGAGGAGGAAUGUUUUGAGGGGUUUGUGAAUUUAUUGGGGAUUGAGAGUCCUGGGCUGACGAGUGCGCUGGCGAUUGGGGAGAUGGUUGAGGAGUUGCUAUAUGGGUAG
This is a messenger RNA of Histoplasma capsulatum G186AR, 1293 nucleotides long. Its product is annotated as NAD dehydrogenase. The transcript has 2 exons. Gene Ontology annotation, cellular component: mitochondrion. Bases 1 to 1293 code for a protein of 430 amino acids. Lineage: Eukaryota; Fungi; Ascomycota; Eurotiomycetes; Onygenales; Ajellomycetaceae. The record is from RefSeq and is a predicted model, not a curated record. Gene Ontology annotation, molecular function: (S)-2-hydroxy-acid oxidase activity; (S)-2-hydroxyglutarate dehydrogenase activity.